ACUGACUCUCAGAUGAUUAGAUAAUUAGAUAAUUACCCAAUUGGUCUUGUCUUAGACGCCUCCACUCCUGUUGUAUUACAUAAGUCUUAAUUGGCUUCCCUGUAUCAACACCAGUCUUGCUUCCCUUUCCCCCUUUAUAGUGAGACCUCCCCUCCCCUGACAGUGCUGUAAAAUCCAGGGUCCUCGUUGGGGCCGCCAAGCGCCCACUGAGCAAGGGGGAGGCCACCAUUGUGUGGGUGGUUUCCGUCGUGCAUGCCGUGAUUCACCUCGUCAGCUGGUCGUUUCCGUUCCCCACGUCCACCGAGACGGUUCUCUGGCGGACGAGCAGCUUGAUCUUGCUGGUCGUCAUGGUGAUCGGGGGGUUGGUGCCCGUGCUCUCGACGCAACCCUGGUUCGACUUCACGUUCGACUUGUUGUGGAUAUGGACGCGGAAGGCGAAGAAGGAUACUUUCAUCCGCCGGUGGUUAUUCAGGGCAGUGGCUGAUUUUGCCUAUGCCGUGUAUAUUAUGGCUCGGCUUGUGAUUUUUGUCGAGAUUUUCGCGGUGUUUCGGUCGAUGCCGAAGGAUGCGUAUCAUGAUGUGCACUGGACGGCGUUCUGGCCGCAUGUGGGUUAGUAGGUUGCAGAGAGGGACCGUUAUAAUGGUUAUGAGAUGAACGACCAACAUGAAUAUACCCUGUGCUUCUUCAGAGUCACUCCAUCCCUGGGUUCAGUUAGUUAAUGACGGCAGGGGAUCUGCGUUAUGGCUGCAUGUGCAUAGUGCAUACUUCACAACCAUCCUACGUGCCAACCACUUUGGAGGUUGGUCCUCGGUAAAAUGUCAGAAUAAAUACUAAUUCCAGGUGGUUGUCUCAUGAUUCUUUAUCGUCCUCGCCUUU
This is a messenger RNA of Sodiomyces alkalinus F11, 876 nucleotides long. RefSeq lists its product as hypothetical. The coding region runs from base 348 to 614 and encodes 88 amino acids. The record is from RefSeq and is a predicted model, not a curated record. The transcript has a single exon. Lineage: Eukaryota; Fungi; Ascomycota; Sordariomycetes; Glomerellales; Plectosphaerellaceae.